Molecule: messenger RNA, 417 nt
Organism: Mollisia scopiformis
Lineage: Eukaryota; Fungi; Ascomycota; Leotiomycetes; Helotiales; Mollisiaceae
Exons: 1
Coding region: 1-417 (138 amino acids)
Source: RefSeq, a predicted model, not a curated record
AUGAACCUCGGAAUGUUUGCACAACUUGCUGCGCUCCUGGCUCUAUCUCCCGUCAUCAUAGGAACGCCAUCCUACCUCAGAUCUCCGGGAGUGAACGUUCCAACCGUCAUUCCAACACCAGAGAACCCAGACAUGACACCAAUCCUGCAGGCCCUCCAAGCACAAGGUCUCAACGCAACAUUCGGUAGGGUCAGAACAUCCGAUGCUUCCUCCACCAUUGAGAAUACCGAGAGACGCUCCCACAGCCUAGAAAAGCGAGUGAUACCAACCUGCAUCACUUUCGGCUCAACACCCUACCAAGACGACUGCAACUACGCCAAGAAACUAGUCAUCAACACAGCUAUGAACUACGAUCUGGCGCCAUACGGGUGUCAGCGCUCCAGGACCAUAGGCUCAGAGAACGACAAUUCUUCGUAG